AUGCAGGAGAAACAUUUCAGUGCUGACCUGGUGUCUUCAUCCAGUGACUCACCAGGGGAUGACCUGAGUGGCAGUGCAAAACAAGCAAAGAAGGAUGCCAAAUCAGCCAGAAGAGACUUGAGGGGCUUUGUCAAGGAAAUGAGAAUCACCUCUGAAGGGAUCCCAUUGGAACUGAAACUCCAGAGGAACUUGAACCAGGAGCACCACAUGGAGCAAGUGGAACUACCACACAUACCAAGUCUAGGAGAAUCCCAGAGAACAUGCAGGGCUUCAGAGAGGAUCUUCAGAGUGUCCAAACAGAAUAAUCAUCAGCAGCAGGAAGAUGAACUGCCUGUGGUCCAUGGGUUUUUUGAGGAUGCCUCUCUGGGUCUGGGGACCAAUAAACCCCAAUUGGCACAGAACCUCAAAAUAGUGACAUCCAGUAGCUCUGAGAGUUCUCCAGAGAAGGCCCAGUUUAUUAAUGAUCUCAAUAUCCCUUCCUUACCAAUGGUCUCCACAACAGACCUACUGGUACCAUCCCAAGCUUAUCAACCACCAGCAGUCCACUCUGUAGUGGACCACAGCAUCCAUGACUCUGACCAUGACCAUGACCCAUACUUCCUCAAGGACCCUGAAAAGGAAGACUAUGGUCAUCUGGAAACUGACUCUGUGCAUGCUGACAUCUCUGAAUCCAGGCCCCUGCCAGAGCUACCAGACUUGCCAGAGUUGACACCUGAUGACCAGCCAGUGAAACAUGUCAAGGUCCUGUACCAUCCACCAAGUCAUCCAAUGAGACAGUCUGAGACAGAGAGGCCAAAUAAGAAGGGUAAAGCUGGCAAGGUCCUGGUAAGCACCUCCAAGAAGGUGUCAUGGCUAGCAACCCCAGAUGGUGCAGAAAAUGAUUCUGGAGGCACCACCUGUUUGGAUGACUCCCCUGACAGUGACCAUCACUCCUUUGUCAGACUCUCCACACUCCAGGCCCCCAAAAAUAAGUGCUUUGACCAAGUGGACCAUUUCUAUGACUCACCCAAACAAAAGUGUGACACUCAAGAAUUCAGCCAUUUUAGUGACUUCACUAUGGACCCUAGUAGUUCUCAGCUUGGAGGUCCUGGCUCUGCUGUGCCUGAUCCAAGUUCAGAGAGUGAAAGUGAUGACACACCCAUCAACCAGCAGUUGCAAAGGAGACACUCUUCCUUGUUGAUCAUGAGAUCAAACCAUGAGUCUGACAUGGAGUCUGCCAGUUCCCCAGAGUUCACUUUUGGUCCCAUCAUCUCACAGAACAUGGUGAGGACCAGUGAACAAGGCAGGGCUCCUUUGCAUAGCUCCACCAACAUUACUGAGGAAUCACAAUCUACACUUUCUCAAGAAACAUGUCUUGAUGAGAGUCAAACAGAUGUGCCUGCACCACCUGAUGAGAUGAUUGGUGAGAGUAACACUGAGUCUCAGCAGGAACCAAGUCAAGGUGGAGAGUACAACCAACUCACCACCAGUAUGAGAAUGGGUGAAAUUUAUGAGAACUUCCCAAAGCCCAAGGAUCCAUCCUCAGUCUUACCAAGAGCCCCUGCUGCAGCUGGGACCAUCAUGUUGAACUCAUCCAUGUCCAGAAUAUGCCAACCACCAAGAUCCAUGAAGAAGACAUGUGUGCCAAGUGUUUACAAGAGAAGCAAGACCUUGGGAACACUAUCCUCUGAGACCAACAACAAUGGGCACCAGAUUUUGGUUGCUGCAGGUGCACCAUCACAAGCCAUAAGGUGCAGGAGGUCUCUGCUGGACAAGCCAAUGGCCAAGACAGACUCAUCAGGUUUGAAUGAAAGCACUUCCAAUAAGAGAUCCACCACCACCACCAUCAGCAGCACAAAGGCAACUCUUGAUUCCACACAUCAUCAGAGAGCCUCUGAAAUAACACUACCAACUGAUACCAAGUCCACAGUGGUGACUACCAAACCCAUGGACUCUGCUUAUGGCACCCAUGACCCUUCUACAGCUGCUGGAGACCUCAUACCCUCAGACAUUGGGAUUGAGCUCAAGACAGUGGCCAGUGAUAACAUGGACUCUGAUGAUGUAGACCAGAAGACCAGCCCAACUAUUGGUACACCAAUGAAGGAGUUGAAAGGAAAAGCUGCAGUGUGGAACACUGUCAAGAUUGGGUCCAUCAGGAGAUUCCAGCCAUUGAAACCAUCCCUCACAACCAUCUCCAAGCCUGAUGAGAGUCUGGUUCCUGUGAAAAGGGUAUCCAUUACUAUCCCCAGAUUCCAGAGUCCCAAGGUACAAGUACCAGAGUCCAAGCAACAGCAGAAACAAGGACAGAAGUUACCAAGUGGUCCAGAGUCAAAAACUUAUCAACAAGAAAACCCACAGUCCAGUUCCAAGGUGAACUACACCUCAGCAAAGAGAGACAAGUGUGGAUUUGAGUCCAACUCAUCCAGCCAAGACACCAAGAAGAAAAGGCAAAUAAUGGCAGUGAAGCCCAGGAAGAAGAUUAGAGGCCUGAUGAAGAAAUCCUCAGAAUGGCUGGCACCUCUGAAAAUGCUCAGGUUCAGAGAAAGGAAUUUGCACAGGGGCUUGCACCAGAUAUUGUACUCUUCCACUCCAAGUGAAGGCCAGCUGUGUCCCAAGGACUUCUCACACAUGUGCCACCAGUGGAAGGACAUCAAGUAUGUGUCAUGUCCCAACAUGAUGAUUGACCAAGAGGACACAUGUGUCAUCCAUGAGGCCAAGUCCAACAAAGUGUCUCAGUUGAUACAAAUGUGGGAAGCUUCCAAGGAUGAACCUAAUCUAAUUUCCAGAGAAAUCCCAAAAGAGUCUAGAAAGUUUCCAGACAUGGAGAUUAUCAAUACUUCUGGUCACUCCAUAGACCAUUUGCAGGAGACUGUUGCUUCACAGGAUGCAUUCAGUGUGACAGAGAGCAAACAAGAGUUUAAUCCUAUCAAGGAAUGUUUUGCAGCCUCCAUCAGUCCUUCCAGCAGAGAGGACCCUUUAGAUGACACCAACUCCUGGGAUGCUCCACCAGAACAUGUUUCAUCAUCCAUCCAAGAAAUGGAAACCAUGGACAAUUCCCUGGAUUCCUUCAAGGAGUCUUCAUCAGCUCUUCAAGUACAGGAAACAGUGUCUCAGAUUACAGAAGACCUUGAUGAUGCUUUCCAACAGCAUGUGGAACCCAUCCCUGAGGCAUCCCAAAAGCAUGUGGAACCCAUCCCUGAGGCAUCCCAAAGGCAUUUGGAACCCAUCCCUGAGGCAUCCCAAAAGCAUUUGGAACCCAUCCCUGAGGCAUUCCAACAGCAUGUGGAACCCAUCCCUGAGGACACUCAAUCAGGGUCUGCUGUACAAUUGUUCACACAAUACUCUGCCUUCAAUCAGGCUCUUCACCAGAGCUCAGCCAACUGUGCACCACUGGACCCUGAGCUGACAGCCACCACAUCAGUGCAGCAAGCGCAAAUGAGUGAUAUUGUCCAAGAGGACCAGCUGGAGGCACUGCUUUCAACACCUGUUGAGAAGGAUAAAAACUUGGGCCUCAGGUCAGCCUGGACCAAAGCUGGGUCAUGUCCAAAUGUUGCCACACCAGCUCUGUGUCCACCAGCUGAACAACCACCAAAAAGGUCUUCUGAAGAAAUACCCCAAGAGACCCAUUUGGAUGAAGAACCAGGUGCAGAUGUUUCAGAAUAUGUCCCAGGAUCCAGUGGUAGCAUCAUAGUCACUUCCAGGGACCACUGUGAGACAGUCUUGUCCAAUUCCUUCUACUCCACUCCAGGCACCUCCAGCAUGCUUCUAGACCAGAACCCAGACAACAGGAUCAUCACAACAGAUGUCUCCUCUCACCUGGAUGAUGAAUCCUCCACAACACAAAGCAGCAUCACUCAGCACAAGACAACCCAGAGACCUGAUACACCAGCAAAACAUUGCACAAGGCCACUGUACAAGAAUGCUGUCAAUUUGGUGAUACAGACCAUCAUGCCUCAUCAAAAGGCAGUUUUCACUCAACAACCUGACCUUGCUUCCAAGAGGGUCAAGGAGCAGCAGAACAUUCUGGGCAGCCUGAAUAUUGCAGAGAGUGCCCAAAAUGAACCAGCAGAAAAGCCUUGCCACAGGAAAAAGCUGCACCAGAGGCCCAAGAAGCACCACCACAACAACUUCCUGGAGAGCCACCAAGUGGUACAGCUGAGACAAAUGGCUGAACACGCAUUGCACAAAGCUCAAGUUCUCACUGAGACCAGGAAAAAGUUCCUUAGCAUGGCCUCAAACAGCCAAGCAAGGGCUUCACAGGCUUCUGCAGUGCUUCUAGGAAAAUUUGUCCAUGUCCCACGCAAUAAUAAUAAGUCAAACAUGAUCCACACAAUCAAGAAGAAACAGAAUCAUCAUCAUCAUCACCAGGGACAAAAUCCCACACCAAGGACAAUUUUGCCACACAAACCCCAGGUCUCUUGGCCACCACUUGGUCUGCACAACUUGAUGAAAGACAUCCCUUCAGUGGACCUUGUGGACUUUGCAUCUGGACUGUACCAGACUCUGCGCUGCUACACCACCACCACCAAACCCAGUCCAGCAGCUGCUUUCAAGAAGACCUGCUGCUUGCCAGGCACUGUGUCCAUGAACUGUUCUUGCCAAACCAAGACCUGCUCCACCAGGGUGACAGAAACUGAACACAUUCACACACUGCAAGACACUGCUGGUGAUGUUUUUGAGAUGCACUCUCAAGUGAAGAAGUGUGACAGUGACAUCUGUGCUGCACUCAAAAGCUCCUUGGCUUACAGGGAAAUGGUGCACAACCUGGUUGGUGACUGUGCUGAUGACGGAAACCUCAGAAAUUAAAUCCCUCUUUUCUUGUCCUCUUGUAUGGAAGAUUAAAAUCUAUUCAUGUCCUGAACUUUAAACCAAAAAA
Notodromas monacha is the source of this 4855-nucleotide messenger RNA. The record is from the annotation of a GenBank genome assembly. Lineage: Eukaryota; Metazoa; Arthropoda; Ostracoda; Podocopida; Cyprididae.